Messenger RNA from Hevea brasiliensis (rubber tree), 787 nucleotides. RefSeq names its product universal stress protein PHOS34. NCBI's taxonomy places the organism in Eukaryota, Viridiplantae, Streptophyta, Magnoliopsida, Malpighiales, Euphorbiaceae. Bases 82 to 576 code for a protein of 164 amino acids. The record is from RefSeq and is a predicted model, not a curated record. The transcript is spliced from 4 exons.
CUAGCUCUGAAGUUGCGGUCCUAUAGCGCACCAAAGACCAUAAACGCAUACACAGGGUAAGCAAAGAAAGAGAGAGAGAGAAUGGAAGGAGGUAGGAGAGUGGGUGUGGCAGUGGAUUUCUCGCCUUGCAGCAGGAAAGCUCUAAACUGGGCGGUGGAUAACCUCGUCCGCGACGGGGAUCACCUUAUCCUAAUUGCCAUACGCCCGGAAGGGAACUAUGAAGAGGGAGAGAUGCAACUCUGGGAGGUCACUGGUUCCCCUUUAAUCCCUAUUCAUGAGUUUUCUGAUCCUGCGAUUAUGAAGAAGUAUGGACUGAAGCCUGAUCCAGAAACCCUGGAUAUUGCAAACACUGCAGCCAACCAGAAACAGGUUGUUGUGGUUAUGAAGAUCUUCUGGGGUGAUCCUCGCGAGAAGAUAUGUGAAGCUAUCGAUAAGGUUCCUUUGAGCUGCCUUGUUAUGGGGAACAGAGGGCUUGGCAAGAUUAAGAGGGCUAUAUUGGGCAGUGUAAGCAACUAUGUGGUGAAUAAUGGAACGUGCCCUGUUACUGUUGUGAAGCAGACAGACUAUGAGAGCUAGAUUUCUUUUGCUAAACAGCAUCCUAUCGUUCAUAGGAUAUAUGAGUGGAUUGGAUUCCAUCAAAUAAUUGUGUUGCUUGCAACUCUCUUUCAAGCUGGAAAGUUUCUUAGUUUGUGUGGAUGUUGUCAUGAUGGUGUUCGAAUAAGUGAGAGUUUAAUGUAAUCCAACCCUUUUUCGCAAUGAGAUUUCUUCCAACUUCUAAAAUGGCUAA